Acanthaster planci (crown-of-thorns starfish) is the source of this 2140-nucleotide messenger RNA. RefSeq names its product sodium- and chloride-dependent GABA transporter 2-like. Gene Ontology annotation, cellular component: plasma membrane. Gene Ontology annotation, biological process: nitrogen compound transport; amino acid transport; sodium ion transmembrane transport. Lineage: Eukaryota; Metazoa; Echinodermata; Asteroidea; Valvatida; Acanthasteridae. Gene Ontology annotation, molecular function: gamma-aminobutyric acid:sodium:chloride symporter activity. The record is from RefSeq and is a predicted model, not a curated record.
UAAUGGAGGCACGGAAGAAAGCCUUCAAUGACUUUGCAUGUGAAUGGCGAAUUUUCAAAAGCACUUUAGUUUGAUUUCCACUUUAGACUCAAUUUUGACUUGAAUUCUGCUGAGAGGAACAGCUAUCAUUUGCUUCUACGCAUGUAGUUUCCGAUGCUGCAUUGAGGUUUACACCACUCAUCAAGCAUGUCAGAAACACCACUCAAGGGUACACCGCUGCAGCCGACUGCCGUUUCCGACGUGAAGGAGGCAGAUGAAACUUGUACUUUCGUGGAAAGGACAUCAUCAUCUGGGCCUGGCACCGUGGAGAAACCAAGGGAGCGAUGGACGGGACGGCUAGACUUUAUCCUGUCCUGCAUCGGUUUUGCUGUAGGCUUGGGAAAUAUCUGGAGAUUCCCAUACCUUUGCUACAAAAAUGGUGGUGGUGCGUUUCUGAUUCCCUACUUAAUAUGCGCUGUUGCUGGGGGAAUUCCUCUCUUCUUCAUGGAGGUGGCUCUGGGCCAGUUCAUGUCGCUUGGAGGCAUCAAAGCUUGGAACAUAUGUCCCAUCUUUAAAGGAAUUGGCUACGCAACCACAGUGAUCACCUUCUGGAUGAAUCAUUACUACAUCAUCAUCUUAGCCUGGUGUCUGAUGUAUCUCUUCUCAUCAUUCACCACGGAGCUCCCCUGGUCCACCUGCAGCAACGACUGGAACACUGAAAGCUGCCGGGACAAUUACAAUACAAGCAGCUCUUGUGUGGGUGAUGUCUCAUUGCGACCAAAUGUGACAAAUAAAAAUACUACUUUGUCAUACUCGAUGUCUUGGGUGCUGCAUGAUGAAGACCAAAACACAUCUUGCCCGAACGAGACUUUCACCUCUCCUGUCGAAGAAUUCUUUGAGCACCGUGUGUUAGACAUCUCAUCAGGCAUCGAGGAGAUUGGGGCUGUUCAGUGGGAGUUGGCACUGUGUCUACUCCUUGCCUGGGUUCUGGUGUAUUUCUGCAUCUGGAAGGGUGUGAGGUCCACGGGCAAAGUUGUGUACUUUACUGCGACCUUCCCCUAUGUGGUGCUAACUAUUCUCAUGAUCCGUGGUGUCAUGCUAGAUGGAGCGGCAGAUGGGCUGAUAUUUUACUUAAAGCCCAACAUAACAAGGCUAGCUGAUAGCCAGGUGUGGAUCGAUGCCGGGACACAGAUUUUCUUCUCAUACGCCAUCGGCAUUGGAUGCCUGACUGCACUAGGCAGCUACAACCAUUUCCACAACAACUGUUACCGGGAUACCCUGAUCAUAGUCAGCGUUAACAGCUUCACCAGUUUGUAUGGUGGCAUUACCAUCUUCUCCGUUUUGGGCUUCAUGGCCCAGGAGCAAAACAUUGACAUCAGCAAGGUAGCAGACAAAGGUCCAGGCCUUGUGUUUAUAGCCUACCCCAAAGCUGUAUCACUGAUGCCAGCUGCUCCAGUCUGGUCCUGUAUUUUCUUUUUCAUGCUGGUCCUAAUGGGGUUGGAUAGCCAGUUUGUAGCUGUUGAGGGCUUCAUUACCGCCGUAGUGGACCUCUUUCCCAAACUGCGCAAAGGGUACAACAGAGAAUACUUUAUAUUGGCCAUCUGCGUCAUUUCUUUUGCCUUUGGCCUGGCCAUGGUGACAAAUGGAGGAAUGUACGUUUUUCAAGUCUAUGACUACUAUUCAGCGAGUGGUAUGGUCUUACUGUGUAUGGCAUUCUUUGAAACCAUUGCGAUUGGAUGGGUUUAUGGUGGAGAGAGGUUCUAUCAGGACAUUGAAAGAAUGAUUGGCUACCGGCCUUUUGGCUGGUUCAAAUGGUGCUGGAUGUUCUUCACUCCAAGCAUAGCAGUGGCCAUCUGGAUAUUCAGCGUGGUGACAUGGACACCCUUAAAAUACAACGACUACACCUUCCCCCUCUGGGGCGAAGCAAUAGGCUGGUUCUUUGCCCUCAACUCCAUGAUGUGCAUACCCAUCUACUUUGUGUACAGGUUGGUCAAAGCGAGGGGAACCAUACUUGAGCGUUGGCGCAGUGUCACAACACCAAUCUUAAAGGUUCAACCACCUGAAGCUGAGAACGGUAACAGCUUGUGCCUGUCUGAAACAAAAUACAACAAGAUGGAUACUGUUCCCGAAAAACAAAUCAUGUUUUAGAUCGUCAGAGCUG